Messenger RNA from Xenia sp. Carnegie-2017, 949 nucleotides. RefSeq names its product putative nuclease HARBI1. The record is from RefSeq and is a predicted model, not a curated record. Lineage: Eukaryota; Metazoa; Cnidaria; Anthozoa; Malacalcyonacea; Xeniidae. The transcript has 2 exons. Bases 20 to 949 code for a protein of 309 amino acids.
CGCAAGACUGUAAACAAACAUGGCGGAAGAAAACAAUCUUGGAGCUAGCCUGUUGAUUUUGGCGUCCAGCAUGCUAUAUAUCCUUGCUAUUAUACGAAGAAGACGAGACAAGAUGAACAGGAGAAAACAUAGAUUUUGGGUGAGGAGAAUUUAUCAGAAGAGAGAGGAGUUAGGAGCUUAUCAUACCCUUGUAAGAGAACUUCGCAUUCACGACCGAGAAUUUUACUUCAGAUUCACAAGAAUGACACCAGAACGUUUUGAGCAAUUUCUCUCACUUGUUGGCCCACUGAUAGCCAAAAGAAAAUGUCAAUCAAGAAAAGCAAUCUCUGAAGCAGAGCAAUUAAUGAUUACUUUAAGAUAUUUAGCUACUGGUGACUCUCAACAAUCACAUUCGUUUUCAUUCCGAAUUGGUAGAGCAACUGUGUCAAAAAUAAUAAAGGAAACAUGUGAAGCCAUUUGGGCAGUGCUGAAGAUUGAAUAUCUUAAAACUCCAGCAACACAAAGUGACUGGUUGCAUAUUGCCAAUGAGUUUGAGAAGGAAUGGAACUUCCCAAACUGUAUUGGUGCACUUGAUGGGAAGCACAUUAUGAUGGACUGCCCAAAAAAUGCUGGAUCCGCAUACUACAAUUACAAGGGAUUUCAUAGUAUUGUGUUGUUAGCCGUAUGCGAUGCAAAUUAUUGCUUCACAAUUGUAGAUAUUGGAGAUUUUGGGAGCACAAAUGAUGCAAGUGUACUUUCAAGAUCUGAGUUCGGACAAUGUCUUGAAGACCAUCCCUCAGAAAUGCAUCUCCCAAGCUCUUCCACUCAUGGAGGUCACAAUCUCGCUUAUGUUUUAGUUGGUGAUGAUAUUUUGAAACCAUGGUUAAUGAAGCCAUAUCCUGGGAAAAAUAUGUCAGAAUUUGAAAGGGUAUUCAAUUACAGACUUUACAAGAGCAAGACGCACUAUUGA